GCCUACAACUCCCAUCAUGCUCCAUUUGGGACAUCGCUUCUCUUCGCAAGAAGGCGGCCCUUCACCCCGCCACUUGUCUUCACACCUUUAAUGCUCCUUGGCGUGCCUCUGACGUUCCCCGGAGGUCUUCAAUCCCGUAAACAAGAGCACCAAGGCUACAUUCAGAAGUUCAAGGAGGCGUGGCUUAGGGACCGGAAGAACGUCCGGUUGCCAAGGGAACCCCACGCGCCUAGGCGCCGGCCCAGCCACUGAUGCUCCCACUGAGGCACAGGCAGCCGGUUCACCCAACUUGUAGAACCGGCAUUGCUCAGGAGCAGGGAUUCUUACAGAGGCGGCAUAGAGACGAAGGCUGAGAGACGCUCGAUAUUUAUCCCACGAACGGAUACGAACGAGUGGUCGGUUCCUGUUCUUUUCAGCCCCUGGGCCCGCAGGAUUAACUUCAAAAACCAGCUGGUUUGUAAAUAUUUGAAUCACAUUAUGGGAUUGCUAGACAGACUUUCAGGCUUGCUUGGCCUAAAGAAGAAGGAGGUUCAUGUUUUGUGCCUUGGGCUGGAUAAUAGUGGCAAAACAACAAUCAUUAACAAACUUAAACCUUCAAAUGCUCAAUCACAAGAUAUAGUUCCAACCAUAGGAUUCAGCAUAGAGAAAUUCAAAUCAUCCAGUUUGUCUUUUACAGUGUUUGACAUGUCAGGUCAAGGAAGAUACAGAAAUCUCUGGGAACACUAUUAUAAAGAAGGACAAGCCAUUAUUUUUGUCAUUGAUAGUAGUGAUAGAUUAAGAAUGGUUGUGGCCAAAGAAGAACUUGAUACUCUGCUAAAUCAUCCAGAUAUUAAGCACCGCCGAAUACCAAUCUUAUUUUUUGCAAACAAAAUGGAUCUUAGAGAUGCAGUGACGUCUGUAAAAGUGUCUCAGCUGCUGUGUUUAGAGAACAUCAAAGAUAAACCAUGGCAUAUUUGUGCUAGUGAUGCCAUAAAAGGAGAAGGAUUGCAAGAAGGUGUAGACUGGCUUCAAGAUCAGAUCCAGGCUGUGAAGACAUGAAAAGAUAGUAUUUGGAAACCUCAACAGUUUUCAAUUCAAGGAAUGUAUCUUAAGGCACACUGAAUACUUCAAAUUUUUUUAAAAGAUGUUUGUGCAUCUAGGAAUACUUCAUAAUCUUCUGCUUGCAUUUAUGGACUCUGAAUGAACUUUUUAAGAACAUAGGACUUCAGGUAUGCUAAUCUGACCAUUAAUUAUAUUAAAACAAAAUCAUUCCUCAGAAGGGCUCCUUCUGCAGAAUUAUCAACUUCUUAGUAAAAGUCUACAUUUGAUUGUAAUUAGAAUGUUUAAACUCAGAGUUAUAAGCCAUCUCAAUAUCUCAUCAUGAUUUAUAAUAUCUUUAAUGCAUCUUUUUAAAAUUGUCUUACAAAGUUUAGUUUAUGGUAUGACUUUGCAGUAUGAUUGUGUUUGGAAAAAGAACUUUAAAUAUUUAUAAGGGACCAUGGGUAAUUAAUAUAUACAUAAAAUUUUUACUAUAUGUCACUAUCAAUAAACAUAAUAUACAAUGUACAAACUAGUGUACUUUGUUUACGCUGAAAAGAAUAAUGCUGUGUUAACGUAAUAUUUAGUGUUUUACUGUCAAGCAUUUGUAAGUUUUCUGAGACCAAAUUAAGCUGAAUUUAUUUAUCCAAUGAAUGUGUAUUGAACCUCUCUGUACCUACACUAGUCCGACAUUGUCCCAGGCAAUGGUGAUACAAGGUAAAUAAAUCAAGACAUAUUCUUUAUCCAUAGUGAACUUAAAAUUAAUGAGGGUGAUUUUGAGAACCUUUUCAUACAUAGUAUCAUUUUAUUUUUGGCUACAUGAAUAUCUUGGAUUUUAAGAUUAAGAGGUAUGCAAAUGAACUAAUGAUUCUUAAAUAAUUACUUUAACUGACUUCUUGUUUCUUUAAAAUGCCUCCAAUUACUAUAGCACUUUCUUAAAAUAAAUUGUGACUCACCAAACUGUGUUUUUCCUGAGCAUAAACUGCUACAAAAAUGUUGUUUAGAAUUUUAGAAACAUCUCAGGCAUCUACUCUAUGCAAAUUGUGUGAGUUCUCAAAACUUAGAGACCACUUAUAAUUGUGACCUCUGAGUAGAAGAUUUCAUUUUAAAUUAACCACUAGAAAACAGUAUAUAGAGCAAGGGUGUCAAUCCUGAAAAACACUACAUAUAAAGAACAACUGUAAUAUACAAUGUGUAAAACAUCUUACCAUGUCCUUAGCUGUGAAAAUGAUAAAAACAGGAGGCAAGGGGCACCUGGGUCGCUCAGUCAGUUGAGCUUCUGCCUUCAGCUCCUGCCCUUUUCUCUCAAAUACACAAAAUCUUUAAAGAAAAUAAAAAUUAAAAA
Enhydra lutris kenyoni (northern sea otter) is the source of this 2362-nucleotide messenger RNA. It is a transcript of the gene ARL6, whose product is annotated as ADP ribosylation factor like GTPase 6. Gene Ontology annotation, cellular component: axoneme; cytoplasm. Gene Ontology annotation, molecular function: GTPase activity; GTP binding. NCBI's taxonomy places the organism in Eukaryota, Metazoa, Chordata, Mammalia, Carnivora, Mustelidae. The transcript has 8 exons. The record is from RefSeq and is a predicted model, not a curated record. Gene Ontology annotation, biological process: vesicle-mediated transport; protein localization to cilium; intracellular protein transport. The coding region runs from base 478 to 1038 and encodes 186 amino acids.